AACUCUUUAACAAAAAAGGACUUCUUUAAUUAUUAUUCAUCACUAAAAGAAACGAAAAUGAACAGAAACGGCCCAUUUGAUUCUGUAAUAAAUCUUCUCCACCAAAAUUGACGAUCUAGAGAGAGAGUAUUGAAAAACCCAACUCAACUUCUAGAGAGAGAGGGCACUUCCGAUCUUAUCGGCCAUAAUAUAGUACUCCUGUCUCUUGUGUAGAUAUAGAUACAGGGGUAGUGAUAUAUAGAUACAGGAAGGACAUAGUGGUGGUCAAUUGAGAGAUGGGGAGUGUUCCUGCUUGGAGAAAAGCUUAUGGCGCUCUUAAAGAUCAGACCAAAGUUGGCUUAGCCCAGCUCAAUAGUGAUUUCAAGGAAGUGGAUGUUGCAAUUGUGAAAGCUACAAACCAUGUGGAGUGCCCACCUAAAGAAAGGCAUCUAAGAAAAAUUUUGAUCUCGACUUCAGCAAUUAGGCCUCGGGCUGAUGUUGCGUAUUGCUUACAUGCUCUUGCUAGACGAUUAGCCAAGACCCAUAAUUGGACUGUGGCUCUAAAAACACUUAUAGUUAUACAUCGGGCCCUGAGGGAAGGAGAUCCCACUUUUAGGGAAGAACUUUUGAAUUUUCAGCAGAGAGGACAUAUUCUCCAAUUGUCCAACUUUAAAGAUGAUUCCAGUCCAGUUGCUUGGGACUGUUCAGCUUGGGUACGUACAUAUGGACAUUUUUUGGAAGAACGACUUGAAUGCUUUAGGAUUCUGAAGUAUGAUAUAGAAGCAGAACGGCUUCCGAAAUCUGUCCAAGGGCAGGAGAAGGGGUACAGUAGAACUAGGGAGUUGGAUAGUGAACAAUUGUUGGAGCAGUUGCCAGCUUUACAGCAAUUACUCUUUCGACUUAUUGGCUGUCGGCCCGAAGGAGCAGCUGUAAACAAUUACGUAAUACAGUAUGCGCUGGCUCUGGUACUCAAAGAGAGCUUCAAGAUAUAUUGUUCCAUAAAUGAUGGAAUAAUAAAUCUCAUCGAUAAGUUUUUUGAGAUGGCAAGACAUGAAGCUAUAAAAGCAUUAGAUAUUUAUAAGAGAGCUGGUCAGCAGGCAUCUAGUCUGUCAGAAUUUUAUGAAGUUUGUAAAGGUCUGGAGCUUGCUAGAAAUUUCCAGUUCCCUGUUUUGAGAGAGCCCCCACAGUCUUUUUUGGUGACCAUGGAAGAGUAUAUUAGAGAAGCACCGAGAAUGGUCAAUGUUCCAGCAGUGCCAUUGGAAUUUCCAGAGAGACUUCAAUUGACAUAUAAACCAGAAGGGGAUGAUGCUUCACCUUCUGAAGGAACACCAUCACCUAAUAAUGAAUCCAAGCCCCCGGGUCUGGAUAUAGUGGCUGUCUCAUCAGUUGAAGAAUCCUCCCCAAUCACUGCACCCCCUCCUGCAAAUAACUUCGAUUCUGAAGAUCUGUUGGGAUUUAAUGCUACGUCACAAAACACCACACCUAUUGCAUCAGCGAUAGAGGAAAGCAAUGCAUUGGCACUGGCUAUUGUUCCAUCUGGUAAUACAUCUGCUCCUCUGCAAACUAAAGAUUUUGAUCCUACUGGAUGGGAGCUGGCAUUGGUUAACACCCCGAGUAGCGACAUAUCCUCAGUUCAGGACAGGCAACUGGGUGGUGGAUUGGAUUCCCUCACUCUGAAUAGCUUGUACGAUGAAGGAGCUUACAGAGCCUCUCAGCAACCAGUAUAUGGGUCGCCAGCCCCCAACCCAUUUGAAUCAUCAGAUCCGUUUGCUAUAUCAAACAAUACAGCUCCUGCUGCAGUUCAGAUGUCAGCAGUGCCUCAGUAUCAAGCCAAUCCAUUUGGCCCUUACCAACAACCUACAUAUUCACAUCCCCAACAGCAACCAGAUUUGAUGAUGGGUCAACAAAAUCCUUUCCUCGAUGCAGGGUUCGGAGCAUUCCCAGUCAAUAAUGGUGCACACCAGCCAACAAGCAAUCCUUUUGGCAGCACGGGCCUCCUGUAAUGAAGUUUUGAUGUAUUUGAAGGUGUGGAGAGUUUUUUGAGGUUGGUGGAUUUUAUAGUAUUCCACGAUAUUUGUCUCUUUUUUUUUUGGUUAGUUUGAGCGUUAUUUGUAGCAUUUCACAACUAAAGGUAUUAUUACUUGCUGUUAAUUACUCUGUAAUCAGUUUUAACCAAUCAUUCUUUAUUGAACUCCGGCCUGACGUGAAUAAGAAAGUCUUGAUGUAUAA
Daucus carota subsp. sativus is the source of this 2208-nucleotide messenger RNA. Its product is annotated as putative clathrin assembly protein At2g01600. The coding region runs from base 276 to 1982 and encodes 568 amino acids. Gene Ontology annotation, molecular function: clathrin heavy chain binding; SNARE binding; 1-phosphatidylinositol binding. Lineage: Eukaryota; Viridiplantae; Streptophyta; Magnoliopsida; Apiales; Apiaceae. The record is from RefSeq and is a predicted model, not a curated record. Gene Ontology annotation, cellular component: clathrin-coated pit; clathrin-coated vesicle. The transcript is spliced from 15 exons. Gene Ontology annotation, biological process: clathrin coat assembly; vesicle budding from membrane; clathrin-dependent endocytosis.